Messenger RNA from Dothidotthia symphoricarpi CBS 119687, 5993 nucleotides. RefSeq names its product cellular morphogenesis regulator dopa. Gene Ontology annotation, cellular component: endosome; trans-Golgi network. Gene Ontology annotation, biological process: Golgi to endosome transport. The transcript is spliced from 5 exons. Lineage: Eukaryota; Fungi; Ascomycota; Dothideomycetes; Pleosporales; Dothidotthiaceae. Bases 241 to 5826 code for a protein of 1861 amino acids. The record is from RefSeq and is a predicted model, not a curated record.
GCCUCAAAAGCGUGUUAUGGCGCUCGUUUGGUGUUGAUGUCGUGCGCCAUACGCGUCACUGACAUGUGAUGGUGAUGGAUUGCGGAAGGAGCGCACGGGCGCAGCAAGUCGCGUCAAGUUGCGACGUCGUCGAGCUUCAAUGCGCAGGCAGCAAAUGCGGACACGCGUACCUAAAUUACGACAGCAUGUGUAGUGACUUGGAAUCACCUUCCGGACACCUCAACCUCAGACACACCCAGCAUGUCCAUGGAUCCCUCUGCUAACCUGCAGAUAUACUCACCACCAGCCUCGGGGCGCUCAAGUCCAGCACCACGAGCCUACCGCAACGCUACAGAAGAGUCUUUGUAUAAGAAAGACAAAAGCUUUCGCAGGUACGCUGCUGGACUCGAACGCGCGCUCGCCCUCUGGGACACUGCACAGCAAGAAUGGGCCGACUAUAUAUCUUUUCUGGGGCGGCUGCUAAAGGCCCUGCAAUCGCAUCCGCCCGAAAUACCAGUCAUUCCACAUAGCGACACAGUCGCACUGCGGUUAGCGCAAUGCUUGAAUCCAGCAUUGCCCUCAGGCGUACAUCAGAAGGCCCUCGAAGUCUACGGCUACGUCUUCUCGACCAUUGGAAAACAUGCCCUAGCCCGUGACUUGAAUUUGUACUUCCCUGGUCUUGCCUCCGUACUCUCCUUUGCGUCGCUCUCGGUCCGUCCGCUCUUCCUUUCCGUGUUUGAGAGCCACAUACUACAACUGGAUGGAUCUGCACUUCGACCAGCCCUAAAGGCUAUCAUUUUGUCUCUCCUGCCAGGUCUAGAAGAUGAGACAAGUGAGGACUUUGAGCGCAUGGUCUCGGCGCUCGACAAGCUACGCAAAGCUGUUCAAAGUCAUUCGGACGAGGUCACUGAUGUCGGAAAUGCGAGCGAGUCGUCUCACUUCUGGCAGUGUUUCUUCUUAGCAACAAUCACAAACGCAUCCCGGAGACAAGGCGCCCUGGCGUUCCUUGUUCGCCGCUUGCCUAAAUUUGGCCUCCCCGGUCGCCGCACGCUGAAUCCAAAUGAUAGUACAAUACCCAUAGAAACCUUACCUGUCGAAGCUGAAGCUGCCGUUUCUCCAGAGCCUGGGCUUCUUGUCCGCUGCUUUGAAUCUGGCCUCUUGGACUCCCAGCUGCUGAUCCAACGAGGGUUUCUUGAUUUACUCGUCAGCCACUUACCUCUCGAUUCUCCAAUCCUGCAACAACGCAUAAAUAAGGGGGAUCUUGAGCGACUAGUUGCUGCUGCGUCUAGUGUUGUGUCGCGGCGAGACAUGAGUUUGAAUCGUAGACUGUGGGCAUGGUUCCUUGGUCCAGAACCUGCUGCUAUUGAAAACGACGGGAACGUAGGUUCUGCUCUCAACUCACCGACACAGGACAAACACAACGCCGUCGCAGAUCCCUCUGCCUACCAAGCAGCUUAUUUCUCCCACUACGGUCUGGAGGCGCUCAGCAGUAGCGUAUUGAAAAUGAUCAAUCGACGGGGAAAAUCCCCUUCCGAGCGAGCGCGCCCUUUCCGAGUAUGUCUCUCACUGAUGGAUCGUUGGGAGGUGGGUGGCCUGAUCGUACCUGAGAUCUUUCUCCCAGCUCUACAGAGUGUUCAGUCAUACAGCGAAGUGGCUUCUAAAGAAGAGGUGGAGGAAGUCAUGAAGAGCGCCAGUGCCUUCUUCGACGGCGUGGACAGUGGCCUCAUCUGGGGAAAGCUGGUACAUCUAGUUACAUCGUCGUUGAACGUCAAAGCCGUCAGUCGCGAUGAAGCCCUUCAGCAAUCAAGGCUGGCAAAAUUCGUACUGGCUCGCUUCAAUUUGAAAGAAGAGGACAUGGUAUUGCAUCACAUGCCUCUGAUGGUUCUUUCUACAUUGGUCUCACUGAACGAGGCAUUUGCGGACACUACCAAUUCAAGUGUCGACCCUGAAGUUGUUGAUAUAGCUUUCGAAAUCACAGACUCUCUCGUUCAGAUUGUACCAGACAGAGCUUUCCAACCCGACCAAGGCACUAAGCUAGAGAUGUCUGAGGCAGGCAAAGCGCUCCGAGAGACAGCACUUCAGCAGAUAAAGAUAUUCUACGACGAAUCUCAGGGCAGCCUCGAUGCUACUGAUGCCCCGUUCAACUCAGCUGAAUUGGGCCAAAUGGUUCUGCGCGAAGCUUCAUCCAUGUUCGCAGCAUCUAUGGAGCACAAAAUCGCACGUGUUUCAGCUGAGAUGCCCUCCCGAAUUUUGGCCAAUUUGAUAUCAAAGGUACAGGACAUGGAGGCUGUGAGCGAGGUCGAUCCUUCUACUGUCUUGCAACGCGUCCUUUCGACGUUCGCAGAGACUCGCGAGAACCUCCCCUUCACUCACUUAAGUGCCAUGACUGGUGUACUGUUCGCACUGCAGACAUCUCGACUCUCAGAACCUUUCAUCGCUCCAUCACAACUAUCGGAAAUCUUUCAUCCACUCGUUGCCUCUCUCUGGCACUACCUCUCGCCACUGAUGCCGAAAUAUCAUGUGGAAGCUGCGCAGUGCAUCUUGCAACUACACACAGUUGCUCCUGCUAGUCGAAUGGUUGAGGCUGCAAUCUCCUCGAUCAUCGUAGAACAGCUCUCACAGACCUCGAGCAACGCAAAUACCGCAGAUUGUGGUCAAAGAUUUGCACUUCUGUGGACGCACACAAUGUAUGAGAUGAGCCUACAGUCGGAGAAGCGUGGUGCCUUGAUACGCCGACCCAGCGGUAACAAUGUGACACAUCCUUCACUCCCGCCAGGAGAAUUCCAUGCCGUUUUGACUAGGCCACUUCUCCUACUCCUAGAUACGCUUACCGAGGAAGCAUCUGAAACUUCAACUUUUAUCCGAAGCUGGCUACAGGACUUGCCGAGUUUGAAUAUGGUCUUCGAGGUUCUUGCAAUCCAUAUGCAGUCAUUGCAAUGCUUGAAUGCAACAGAGAGCUUGAUUCCUGACGAAGCUUCGAAAGCACCUCGACCUCGAUCUAGAGGAGAUGAUAGCAAAGAGUGCUUGUAUUACUUAGGACACUUCCUCCAAAUCCUGAAACAUCCUUCGCAAAUGAUGUGGGCAACACUUGCUGAGGCGCCGGCCGAGGGAUCGUCAUCACGAACGUCACUGCAAGAAUGGCUCGUACGUACGUGUCUGAGGACACUUUCAGUCCACGUCGGAAGUGCAGAGAUACCUACCCAGCUUCAUAUAUCGCAGCUCCAUCAAACCUCUGUGUCUCUCAUAUCCCAAAUCUACCAGAGUCCUUUCUCGUUCCCACUAAGAGAGCUGGAGCUUGAGGUACCGUUGAUGGCAAGACUAAAAACAGCUGGCCCCUCUUUGCAGGGACUUCUCCUGGGUGCGAUACUUUCCGCGCUCAAAUUACGCCUUACUCGCCCAACAGAGGAACCAGUCCCAGAACCGAAGACUCCCGGUCAACCAACCCACUUGGCCAGGAUGUCGAUGGCAUUAAGUAGGGCGUCUUUGGACACCGGUCCUACAUCCAUUCCUCCACCCCCGCAACUGGUUGAAUGUUUGAAGUAUGGUUUCUCGUCGCCCGCCAGUCGCUUGGUACUGGAUGACUGGGUUCAGUUUCUAAUCGAAGUUCUGCCUAUGUUUGCCGAUACUAUAUUUCAGAACCUUCUACCUUUGGUGGAAUGCUUCUGUAAGCAAAUUGGUUCUACGUUUGAACACCUCAAGUCCACGUUUGAAGAACACAUAGCGACACCAGGGAAAUCACCAGAAUCAACGCUCAUUUCAUUGAUCAACGGACUGGAACAAAUUCUGGCUAAGGCACACGAUCGACUCAUGCUACAAGAGACAAAAACGUCUGCCACUAGGUCUCCCGAGCAGCCUCAAGGCUUUUUCAGCAACGUGGUUUCUGGAGUUUUUGCUUCAGAUAUCAACCAGACACGAACUCCCACUGCCAACAGUAGACUCACAGUUCUACUGUGCUUCCAGGAUACAGUGCGAAUCUGCUUCGCGAUCUGGUCGUGGGGAGGUUAUGGGCAGAAGCAGGCACAUCAGGAUCCAACCUCAGCCUUAUCGCUCGGAUACACGUCCCUGCGUAUGCGCAAUCGAGCUCGCAGAAUCUUGGAGCAUCUAUUUGCUGCGGAAGCGCUGGAAUGCCUAGAGACAUUAGCAGUCCUCUGGACCCAUGCUGCAAAGGACGAUAUUCAGGAGACUGCAAUCAUGGGUCUCCUCAACGUUCUUAACGGCUCUAAACCUAAGCACACAAUCCCGGCAAUCUUCAACGCAGUGUACAGUCGGACAGAUCCUAAUGCGCUCGAUACCAACCGCAUGUCGACAUUGACUUCUAAUUUGUCCGACACUGAUCUUGUCGCGUUUCUCGUCGAGUAUACGAAGUCGCUAGAGGAUGACGCUAUGGACGAGAUAUGGCAGGACUGCACCCUCUUUCUUCGUGAUGUCCUUGCAAAUCCACUUCCCCAUAGACAGAUUUUGCCUACUCUUCUUGAGUUUACGGCUGUCAUUGGGCAAAAAGUCGAUAACACUCAUUUUGGCGAACAGCGAAAGAUGCGGAGAGAGCUUGCAGAUAUCUUCGCGCGAAUUCUGACCGCAGUGUUCACGACACGCUCGAUGGGCUAUCUACAGGAUCCAAACCAGGUAUUAGUGGGCGAGAAGGUUCCGGCCACUACAAACGGCAGUUACGCUCAGAAGAGAGCUACCGACGUUGUUUCCAUUCUAAUCUCGAUCGUUCCGAACCUGCCAAUCAUUCUUGUCGAGAACGACAGAGUCACAAAGGUCAUAUCCGACAUCUCCACAUCCGUAAUCGGUCCUACGUUCCGCGCGAGGUCGUUCCCAGACAACGUCACCGAAAGCAUGCUGAAUCUGCUUCGUAGCUUGACCAAAAUAGCACAAGGGAACAAAUUCCUGAAGAAGGAUAUACAAGACUCUUUCAACGACCCUAAAUUCUUCAACACGCCACUUCCACUUCUCAGAGACUCGUGGUUGCCUAUCUUAGCGCAAUGGACGCAGUCAGACAAAGAUCGGGUGCCAGAACUUCUUUCGCGUCUGUCUGCGCCAACGACAGCCGGGAUUAUGUUUGGUGUUGGCGCUGCAUCCGCGAGACAAGAAGCCGAUCGCAGGACUCAGCUCACAUUUCGACGCAUUACGCUCCUUGUUCUCGCCAGCCCAGAAGAUGCUUUUACACCUAACAUUCCACAGAUCAUGGAGAAGGCUGUUGAAUUGCUAACUGCAACUCCGGCAUCAUCUCCCUCAUCAGCCACUCGCGCAGACGUGCUCAUCUUACUGCGCGCCGUCAUCCUCAGAACCUCGCCUGUGCAUCUGGCGCCACUGUGGCCUGUAAUUAAUGGCGAGUUAACUUCGGCGUUGUCGUCACUUCUUCCAGACGCCGACAACAAAGAGCAUUACACCAACGCUAGUAUCGUACAAGCAUGCAAACUACUUGAUCAACUGGUUGUUUUAGAUCCGGACGACUUCCAACUCAUGGAAUGGCUCUUCAUUACGGAUACAAUAGACGCAGUCUAUAAGCCGACGGUCGCACCCCCACUUCUCUCCCUCACGGACGAAAUCAACGAGGUGCUUGCGUAUACCUCCGGUCCCAAUGCAGCAUUGAUUCUACCACCACAAUCAUACUCUAACACGGACGACCCGAAGAGAACGCUUCUUUUGGAUCCACUGAUCAAUGCGCUAGAGAAAGAAGAAGGUGCUGCGGUUCUCGACAUGGCGAGGCGCGAGCUCGUGGACAGAGUUGUGAGGCCGUUCUUGGGGGCCAUGGCAAUGAAUGCUUUUGAAGCGCGCUAUGGAGGGGGGGAUGCUGACUGGGAGGGAGUGUGGAGGAGUGUGGUUAGAGAUGCUGGGUCGUAGAAAGGGGAGUGGAUUUGAGAAGGAUGUAGAUGCAGUGAUGAUUGUGUCAACCAAGAGCUGCUCAGUUCGUAUUGCUAAUCCGAGUCUUGAUCGAUCGUUUCGUGUGAGCAGUGUAGUGAUAGUGAGAGGUAGGUGCCCGUACUUCUACAUAAAGCGAAUACGAUCUC